This is a messenger RNA of Plodia interpunctella (Indianmeal moth), 6397 nucleotides long. RefSeq lists its product as uncharacterized. Gene Ontology annotation, molecular function: DNA-binding transcription factor activity, RNA polymerase II-specific. The transcript has 16 exons. The record is from RefSeq and is a predicted model, not a curated record. Gene Ontology annotation, biological process: regulation of transcription by RNA polymerase II. Lineage: Eukaryota; Metazoa; Arthropoda; Insecta; Lepidoptera; Pyralidae. Bases 276 to 3368 code for a protein of 1030 amino acids. Gene Ontology annotation, cellular component: nucleus.
CCCAUCUGCUAUCUCGCUUUGUCCCAUCGUAAAAUAAUGUAUGUAUGUCGAUUGUUGAAAAUAUUUUAAUUAUGUUCUAAAUACGUUUACAUAAUUAAUGUAGGUAAUAGUAAUUAGUAAUUCUAACUGCUAUUCGGAAUAGUGAUUUAAUGUAGCAAUAAUGUGUUAUUAGUGUUAAGUUUGGACCAAAACAAUACAGAUAAGCAUCUGUGAUCUGAUCAUAACCAAUAUUUUGAGUAUGAAAUAAACUCUCGUGUUUUUAAUUAUCUACUAAGAUGAGGACCGUGGAUUCCCAUCUCGUGGAUAAAAUGGAUGAAGCUGUAACUCAUUACAUCAAUUCCCAUCAUCCUGCCGAGGUUCAUGUGGAUACAAAUGGGCUCCCCAUCAAUGUGCAAGAUGACGGUGGAGGGAGAGUGGUCACUGUCAUGCAUUCCCAAGCAUAUACAUCACAAAUGUGCAGACAGGUGACGGUGAACGAGUCAGUGGGGGAGGGGCAGUGGGGAGAGGAGCUGCUGGACACGGACGGGCGGCUGGCCGCGCUCGUGGCGCAUCUGUCCCGGGCCUCCCAUCAUCACUCGUCACAUCAUAAGAUGCCUGCAGUAAGGGACAUGGACACAUCGGUGAUUCUUGAUGCUCCUAUGAGGAUCUUCAAUGGACAAGCAUUGGACCCACAAGGAGAGAGCAUAAUAGUAGAAGUGCCCCAGCUGUCGCCGCUGCCGUCGCUGCAGGACAUGAAGCGCUGCCAGGGCGCCGACUGGUUUAACAAAACCAAGGGCAUUCUUAAGGACAACACGCCAAUCCUGCCUGAGCCGGAGCCGGUGUUGGACAUGGGCGCGAGUGCGUCUCCCGCUAACAAACACAGCAAGAAGAGCUUGCCGCACAAGAAGCGGAUAUCGAGGAAACUCAAGCGGAACAACGGCGGCAGUACUCCGCACCAGGACAUCGUUGUAAUAAACUGCACAGAGGAGGUCCCUCAGGAAGAGAUCCUCCCGGACAACUUCGUGGCGGCCGUGCAGCAUCCGGAACAACUGCAGGUCCAGGCCGACACGCAUCAUAUAGCUCACGAAAUGAGAGCGAUAUUCAUCUGUCAGCUGUGCGGGGAGUUCUACGGGGAGGAGCAGCUGAAGUUCUUCCACCAUCUGAAGCAGCAUUACGAGCCGCACUCCACCAUCAUCAUCGAGAAUCCUGUCCCCGUGCCAGAUCUAGGGAUUGAUAAGAUGACAAACACUUGUAUAGUGGACAACGUGGCAACACUCCCCGAUUCAAUCGUGGAGCUCUCCCUCGAAAACACUGUCCCCAAGACUAUGUUCCAGCCUAUAGACAAACACAUCUUAUACACGACAAGCGAUAAAACACUCAAUUACUCUGGCAAUAAGAUACAAUAUUCCGUGGCGGGGGAGAAAGACGGCGAACACGAUAAAACUGAUUUGUACGAGACGUUGGAUAAGUUGGAUAUGAAUUAUGAUUGUGCCAAAUGUCAUAAGUCGAUGAAGAAGCACCAUAGACCGUGUGAGACGCAUUCGAAGGAGAAUAGCAGUAGUAAGUUGGAGGACAUGGGCGAGUUCAGCGAGCCAGAAGACUUGAUGGAAGGCAUCCACGUGUCGGUAGAGGAGAAUGGGGAACAGUACCCGGGGAGUAUCCUGCCCCAUCUCACCGUGGAGAACGGACAUGUGCACCAGGACCACGUGCGGACAUGGUACAUGCGCGCGGCGAAUGGCCCGUCGCCGGCCGCGUCCCCCGGCCGCUGCCCCGUGUGCCCCGCGCGGGACCACGGCCCCUACGACCACGAUAAUGCGCCUAGGCAACUUAAAGAGGAGAUUCUCCAACGGAUGCUAGAAGUGGAAGUGCCCAGCUCAGAAACAGAAUUUACCCACAACAUUAUGCCGGAAGAGGAGCUGCCCCCCCCUCCCGCGCAGCUACAGCCGGCCCCGCAAGCCGUCCAAACGCAAAGUGCACAAACUCAAACAGCCCAACACAUCCAGAUGCACUCGAUGCAAUCCCGGACGCAAAAUAACCAAACGCAAAAUGCCCAGAAUAUUGUGCAAACCCAGGCACAGAUACAGCCGCAGAGCUCUCAAAAUAUUCAAAUUAAUUCGGUGCAAUCAUUGAAUGCGACCCAAACGACGACUGACGCUGAUAAAGCGUUAGCGGGUAUUAAGGAACAGGUCCCGGCGCAGUCUAAGAAAGGUGCGAAGCGGUUCGAGUGCGUGAAGUGCGGGCGAGUGCUCAAGCACAGGAACAGCUUGCUGUACCACAUGCUGUCUCACUCUGGCAAACAGCAGACCUGCAGGGACUGCGGGAAGGAGUUCUACACUAUGUCCGCUUUGAAGGCGCACCGCCGCGUGCACAACGACGACCGGCCGUACCAGUGCGACCAGUGCUCGCGCGCCUUCCGGCAGUGGAGUGUGCUCAAGUACCACCAGACCUCGAUACAUUCUAAACAGAAACUGUUCAAAUGCGAUUUCUGCAACAAAGAGUUCGCUCGCAAGUACUCGCUGAACCUUCACAGGAGAAUCCACACGGGCGAGUAUAACUACAAGUGCGAAUACUGUAACAAGAGUUUCCGAGCUUCAUCCUACAGACAGACGCACAUGAGGACGCAUACAGGUGACAAACCCUACAAGUGUGAAGAGUGCGAAAAAUGUUUCCGCGCCACUAGCGACCUCCGGCGGCACAUCAAGACCCACGAGAAAAUGCGGAAUCGGCUCGAGGAGAAAAACAAACCAAAGCCCAAAGACAAAGACAAAAAACCCAAAAGCAAAGAUGUUAAAACGACAGAAGAGACGAACAAUACUAUAAACAUCAAACUGGAACAAAAAACUGAGAAGCCAACGAAAAAUUACGCCGCAGCGUCGACAACUAAAUCCGCCACGCUCAAGAACGUAGAAAAAAUCAAAGUCACAAAAAAAGUUCACAAAAAAGAUGGCGUCCCAAACGUCACUGUCACGAAUAACGGACACAAAAUGGGCGCAGACUACAACAAUGUUGAAGUGUUCGAUACCAGGCAAGGAAAUGUCGAAUAUAAAUUCAAAGAUGUAUACAGUGAUCAUACCGAGUUCAAAGACGAACACAUAAAUGUUCCUUAUAAAAGUAAUGUAAUGUACAAAGAUGAUGGAAUUAUGAAAGAAGAAAGAGAUUUGGCUAUACUCAGACCAAUCUAUAGGCCCGGCGGGCCUAGCGACCAUCAUGAAGCGGAAAAGGUCAUUAGAACCGAGAAUACAGACGGACAAAUGCAAAUUUUUACACAUGUCGAAAAGAGUAAGGAGUACAGCGCUUUAGGAGUGAGCAGGACAGAAACAAUUACGAAUGGAGAGGAAAAUGCGUUCUUAGAGAGACUGACAGCGUUGUACAAUAUACCAGCUAUAUGAAAAUAGUUUUAUAGAAAUAUUACUGAAACGAAGUAAUAUUUUGAGCUCGUAGUCGUAUUCCUGGUGGUCAGUACGUGGAAUGAAACACACACAACAACUUUCUUGGCACUAUUAAUGGAGUGGUUUGCCAUUAAAUUUUCCAUUUCACACACAAGUUAAUAAUCAACCAGUGUGCAGGUUUCCUCACGAUGUUUUCCUUCGCCGGAAGCAAGUGGUGGUCGAUGAAAACUAUACAUGAGUCAGAUUGGUAUACAAACUCAUGUGGCACGAGUAGGCUACGAACCUAAGACCUUUCGAUCCACGGGCGUCUUAACCAUUACACCACCGCCGCUUCAAAGUUUAUGAGCUUUAAAACUUAUGUAAAUUAGUACUAUAAUAAGUAGCCAAUUAAGAAGGUACCUAAUUAGUUUCGGUAUUUAUUUACGAGAUAAUGAAAUGACUUAUAUUUACAUUAAGAGUUAGUAUAGUAUGGUAGGUAUCAAUUUUUAAGUUUUUAGUUAAUGUAAAUCUACUUACUUUUUUACUAUAUUUAUACAGGGUUAUGUUUAAAACACCAGUAACCUCUGUACUAGAUAGCCGAUAUCAUAAACAAGGAUGUUUGUACAACGAGUUUUGAUAAUUCGUUAAUAUUUUUUUACUUUAAUACCGGAAUAUUUUUUUGUUUAAUUAUCUGUUGUAAUGUUAACACUCAAUGUAGAUCGCGGCGAUGCUAGGGCGACGCUAACGCGAAGGCGUAAACAAACGUACGAAUAUAAGGACAGGACAAUAAUAACUUCAAAAAUCCAAUAUUUUUGGUUAUAUUCAAACUCGUAGAACAAACGUUGUUGUUCAUGAUAUCGGCUUUCUAAUACUGCGAGUUUGGAAACAUCAGUAACCAUGUUUCAAAACUCACCCUGUAUAUGAAUCAAAUUUUAGAUAAUAUUUUGUUGAUAUGUGCGCGACUUUACAUCUCAUCAUCGAGUCGAUUCGAAGACACGCAGCGAACCAAUCACAGUACGCCGUUGUGACGCAACGACAGCUAUCGCAAUGUGAUUGGUUCGCUGCGUCUCACUUCGAUAGUGAGAAGCGAAAUGCGAGCCCGCACUUCGCCCUCUGUAUACGCUAAUGGGUCAGACCAUUUAAUCAAAAUUUUAGAAUAUACCUCAAGUGAUUGCGCACUUUAUUAACUUCCAAAAUGUGGUUUCCAAAAAAUUACAAACUAGUCUGACAAGUGAUAUAAAGACUGAAUUUGGAAACUGUAUUUACAGGACCACGUUAUAUCCUUACGUAUUAUAAAAAUAAGUCCCAUUGUCGACUGUCUGAAAGCGAUAAACUCGAAAACCACCGGACUGAUUUUUGUGCGGUUUUCACCAAUAGCUAGUGUGAUUCCUAAGGAAGGUGUAGGUAUAAUUUUUUAUGGUUUUACGCGAUCGAAGAUGGGACGAUAGUUUGGUACAUUUGAUACAAACAAAUUGAGGAAUUAACCAACCACAAGUUGAAUUUUAACAACACAAGUAGUGGCCUUUAACAAGCAAUAAUAAAACUAAACGUUUUCCCUAUAUAUCUCUCUACAGUCUCUACAUAUCCAUAGCAUUCCUAGUUUCUUAACUCCUUAUAGCUAUAAAGUUUUGGAGCUUGAAAUCCGCUCUCCGUCUCUUGCUCCUACGCAUAUCUUCUUGUAUUGUGUCAACUCGAUCAUUACUUCUGCUAAUGUAAGCAUCACAUGAAAAUAAUAAUCUUUGUUUUAUAUAAUUGAAGUUAUAAAAACAUAUUUACUAUAAUUAAUUGCAGCAUAAUAAAGUCACCAAAUUAGUUAAAUAUUAUCAUGUUUAUUGUGUUAACUACCUCAUCCAUUUUAAGUGAUGACAAUAAUUAUCAAAAAAUACAUUUAUUUCGUACUCGAUUUAAAUAUUUUCACAAAAUAUGAAGAAAAUGUGGUGAACGGUGGUAGUGGCUGUUGCGGACGCUUUUAUAUAUUUUGGGCUUACAAGGGUUGUUUUUUAUUUAUAGGAAAUAAAAAAAGUACUUAUAAAUAACUUGAUCCUCACUAAUAAAUAAUUUCAUAAGUUAAAGAUAUUCCAAUAAUUUAAAUACCUACGAAAGCACUUUAGUACGACUUUGUUAUAUUUACAUCUCACCAUCGAGUCGAUUCCAAGUGAGAUACAGCGAACCAAUCACAUUGCGCAAUUGACGCAACGACAGCCACACCGCAAUGUGAUUGGUUCGCUGCGUUUUACCUCGAAUUGACUCGAUAGUGAGUAGUAGUAGUGAAAUGCAAACCCGCACAAAGCUCUAAUUUCUGCUUUCGACAUAGAAAACAGUAGACAUUGACAUGUCUACCAUUUCACUCAUACAAAAGAGACACCCGAAAAAUUCACGAGAAUAAUACAUAAGGCAAUAAUUGGAUAGUUCUGUCUCAUGUGGCUACAUUCACCCCAGGGUGGACUCUAUGCUUUUCUUUGUCCUUUGUUUUACACAUUAAUUCUUACAUUGGUGUUAUGCGCGGUUUUUUAACUUGUGUUAUUUCAUUUAGAUAAUAAUACCAACACUAUCGAUAAUCCUAUAUUGUGAAUAGUCGAAGACACAGAAAAGUAAGGACGAGCUAGGUUGCGCAGCCAAAUCUCCCCGGUGCUUCAGUACGGUUAGCAGCAUUGUUGCUGAUACAUAUCGUUGCUUGUUUUGUACACUGUACUAGAGUGUUGUUUUCAUCAUGAAGCUAUAAGUAAGACUGGAGCCAGUACUCCUAGGAAAUUUUUGAUGCAAAGUAUGAACGAGAUAGCAAUGUAUGUAUUGCUAUCUCGUUCAUCGGUAGACCGACCUCUAAUUCUUAUGUAAUGUGAGGCAUGUACAGGUAUAGUUUAUACCUUUCAGCGCGCAAGAAGGAAAGGUUGGGCUAGUGAUGAAAGGGAUAGCAAUACGUUGUAUUUUACAGACGUAGAUGUGUUAUCGAGUACUGUUUUGUAAAUAAAUUUACGUGGUGAUAAUUUUGUAAAUAUUUGUAAUUUAUCAUAAAAGAUCAAAUAAUGUAACACAAUGAGUUUGUCGUUAAA